This is a messenger RNA of Psammomys obesus (fat sand rat), 4539 nucleotides long. It is a transcript of the gene Znf526, whose product is annotated as zinc finger protein 526. The record is from RefSeq and is a predicted model, not a curated record. The transcript is spliced from 2 exons. Bases 300 to 2252 code for a protein of 650 amino acids. Lineage: Eukaryota; Metazoa; Chordata; Mammalia; Rodentia; Muridae.
GUGAGAAAAGUGUGUGCGGAGGGAAAGUAAAGCAGGAGCGCGCAGAAUCGAGCUGACGGAAGUCUAGUGCCCACUCCUCCCUUCAAUACUUGUCUGUGUCCCUGAGCAGAGUGGCUGGGACAGGCCCAGAGAUGUGGGAUCUUGAAAGACUGAGGGAUAAACUUUGACCUGAGAUUUGCCUGGCAGACUGGCGAGCAGUGGAGCGAGCAGGGGUCUCCUGAGACAGUGCACGCUCCUUAGGUUUCUGCUGUGCACCACUGGCCUCUGCCCACUUUCUCCAGGCACUGCCUUCCUGCGUGAUGGCAGAGACGGUGGCAGAGGCAGCUGAGAUGCCAACACAGUCACCAGGAGCAGUGGAAGCUUCCGCACCUCUGUCCGGAGAGCUGGCGGACAUGACAACAGCAGUCACUGACCUGACCUCAGGGGAGGCCCUGGCCUCGUCCCUCUUCUUCCAGCACCACCAGUUCAUGUGCUCCGAGUGCGGCAGCCUCUACAACACCCUGGAGGAGGUCCUGGCCCACCAGGAGCAGCACCUGCCCGUGGUAGCAGAGGAGGACACACAGGCCGCCCAGGACUUGGGCCUGGGGCCGGAGCUGGUGCCUGGCGCUGCAGAGGGGCCUUUCCAGUGUGGUGAAUGCAGUCAGCUCAUCCUCUCUCCGAGCGAGCUCCUGGCCCACCAGGACGCCCACCUGCAGGAGGCCGCAAGCCAGAUCCAGUACCAGUGUGGAGACUGCCGGGAGCUCUUCCCCUCCCCCGAGCUGUGGGUAGCUCACCGCAAGACGCAGCACCUUUCCAGCAGCGCCGCCGAGCCUCCCCCCGCCGUGCCCUCAGAAGUCAAGAUGGAGCCGUACGAGUGUCCCGAGUGCUCCGCCCUCUGUGCCACCCCCGAGGAGUUCCUGGAGCAUCAGGGCACCCACUUUGACUCCCUGGAGAAGGAAGAGCGCAAUGGGUUGGAAGAGGAGGAGGAGGAGGAGGAGGAGGAGGAGGAGACCGAUGAGGAGGAAGCCGCUGCAGAGCUUCCUGCUGGCGACAAGGCAGAAGACAAGCGCACAGCUGACCUGGUUCAGAGCUGUGGGGAUUGUUCGCAGCACCGCCCUGCUUCAGGGGCGCGCCGCAGACACCGCCGGGCAUCAGGCCCCGCGUCAGCCCCCCACCCGUUCCACUGCAGCCAGUGCCAACGCAGCUUCAGCUCUGCUAACCGGCUGACGGCGCACGGCCGGGCUCACGUGGGCGGCACCCACGAGUGCACCGCCUGCUCCAAGGUCUUCAAGAAGGCGGCCUCUCUGGAGCAGCACCAGCGGCUGCACCUCGGAGAGGCCCGCUAUCUCUGUGUGGACUGUGGCCGCGGCUUCGGCACGGAGCUCACACUGGUGGCCCAUCGGCGGGCCCAUACCGCCAACCCAUUGCACCGCUGUCGCUGUGGCAAGACCUUCAGCAACAUGACCAAGUUCCUCUACCACCGACGAACUCAUGCUGGGAAAAGUGGAACCCCCAGCCGGGUGGCAGCCGUCUCCCCAGCUCCUGCUGAGCCCACACCUUCACCUCCACCCCCCGCCGCCCAGCUGCCCUGUCCACAGUGCCCCAAGUCCUUUGCCUCAGCCUCCCGGCUCUCCCGGCACCGGCGCGCAGUUCACGGCCCCCCGGAACGUCGGCACCGCUGUGGGGUCUGUGGCAAGGGCUUCAAGAAGCUGGUUCACGUACGCAACCACCUUCGGACCCACACGGGCGAGAGGCCCUUCCAGUGUCACUCCUGCGGCAAGACCUUUGCCUCUUUGGCCAACCUCGGCCGCCACCAGCUGACCCACACGGGGGUGCGUCCCUACCAGUGCCUGGACUGCGGCAAGCGCUUCACGCAGAGCUCCAACCUGCAGCAGCACCGGCGGCUGCACCUCCGGCCCGUGGCCUUUGCGCGUGCCCCUCGCCUCCCCAUCACCGGGCUGUACAGCAAGAGCCCGUACUACUGCGGGACUUGCGGCCGCUGGUUCCGGGCCAUGGCGGGCCUCCGGCUGCAUCAGCGGGUCCAUGCCCGGGCCAGGACUUUGACGCUCCAGCCUCCCAGGUCACCCUCUCCGGUCCCGCCUCCGCCCCCUGAACCGCAGCAGACUAUCAUGUGCACGGAGCUUGGCGAGACCAUCGCCAUCAUCGAGACGUCCCAGCCCCUGGCGCUGGAGGACACAUUGCAGCUCUGCCAGGCAGCCCUGGGGGCCAGCGAGGCCAGUGGGCUGUUACAGCUGGACACGGCCUUUGUGUGACAAAACUCGAGAGCAGGGACAGAAAGGUCACAAGGUUGAGUCUAGGCACUCGGGAGAGGAGGACCCCUCCGGCAAGCUAAUCUGGUACCCACCCAUCAGAAUCCAGCCCACUGGCCUCUUGUAACUUCUGACUCCUCAGAACAGGGACAGGCCUCCCAGAGGUCUCCUGUCACCUUCCUCUGCCCAGGGUGACUCUGAGGCCCUGAGAAGUGACAUGAGCUCUCAGCCCUGCUGCUGCCUUGCAGAACAGGGUUUGCCAAGGCUCUUUGCAUCGGCUGGUGCUCAGCAACAGCAGGUAACCUCUACGGCGCACCAACCGCGUGCCAGACCUGUGCCAGGCGCUCACAUACCUCCUCAGACCUUCUGAUUGUAACCCGCCCCCGGUCCUGCGCUGGGCUGGGCCUGGGGUCUAGCUGUGUCUGGCUCGGGAAGGCACUUAGUUUCUGUGGCCUUCCUCUCAGUCUUGACAGUAUGAAGAGAAAUCUGUACGUACCCGUCACCCCAGUGCUCAGCUCAGACAGGGUGACGCUGACCCAGGAAGGAGCCACAGCUCUGCUCAGCCCGGCCGGAGCAGCAGUCUGAAGUACAGACAGCUCGCCACGAAGCGGACAGUGCCUGUGGCUCAUUCAGCCCGUGUGUCCACAGAUUCUCUGGCACGUGCCAUGUCCCUGGGGCUAGAGGCUCGUCGGGUCUCGGGGUUCCUGGCCUGCUAGAGACUCACUAGUGGUGCCAGUUCCUGAACUGCCCAUGCCAGAGGAGAGCAUUAUUUCAGGCAAGCCGUCCAGGCAGGGCUGCAGGGCACACCCAACCAGGGCAGCGCUGGGCAGGGCUGCAGGGCACACCCAACCAGGGCAGCGCUGGGCAGGACGCUCAGCACUGAGAUAGACGUGGGUGUCCUCCAUGUUGUACAAGUAAGGAAACAGGACAGGACAGAGGGCUGCCGAAGGCCUUUAGCUGGCUGGAGGUGUUCAUGUUAGAGCACCGUGCUUAGGCCCGUCUGCAUGGCUGAGGAACACCGGAACCCCAAGCAGCAGAAGGGACUUCUGCCCCCCAGAGAAGGCAGUGUCAUGAUUAUUUGGGAUCUGGGCGCCCAUGGAAACAGGAAGGGGUCCCAUCUUCAUAGAGUGUCCUUCCCUGCCCUAAGCAUAUGGAGGUUAACUGAGGUCGGUUGGCAGGUCUUACUCGGGCCUCUGCAGACUGCGACACUCCAAGUGAAGCAGAAUGGGGCUCAGCAGGUGAAGGCAGUGUCACAGGAAGGGUGGGGCAGGCUCGCAGCAGUCCAGGAAAGGUUGAAUUGUCAGCAGGCGAGACCACCUUGGUGACUGGAGUCAGCCAGGAGGCGACAGCGACACUGGGUCCGUCCAUCCCCUAACGUAAACCUGCCAUGCUCACCCUACUUCCGAACUGGUUUGAGGAAAGGAGGGUAAGCUCUGUCCUGCAGGGCAAAAAGGUUCCCCUGGGGCUGAUGUAAGCAUCUCGCAGAGCUCAGAAUCUUGGGACCCCCCUCACAGACAUGUCCCAAAUUUCCUUUUUGUGUAUGAGUAGAAUCCAUCAGGAGAACCCAAAGAUGUCCCCUCCCUUUCUGGAGCCUCCCACCCACUCACUGCUUGUGGAGAUAGCACUUCUUUCUGCCCAUGGUCCCCGCCAUCUGGCUCUAGCAUAUUUUAAAAGUCAAGGGAAAGAGCCAGGCAAGGUGGCACAAGCCUGCCCUCCAGUAUUUGGGAGCCUGGGGCCACUUUCCAACACCCCUAAGAGAAGUGAAGCAAGUGCUCGCCCCUUCAGACAGGAGCAAGCCUGGGCAGCCUCCUGCCCACACAUGCCCCCGGCCUCGGAGUCCACAGGCAGUUAGAUACUGGCCAGAGGGACUCUCCAGCCAGGACCCCGGAGCACUGGGCUAGGACACACUCCUGUGUUCAGGUCCUGACUCUGCAGCACUCUGCAGCUGGGGUUCUGAGCACUCUGGAGCCCAGUCUCACUGAUCACCCGGGAGGCUCCAUGUCUGUGGUAGAUAAGGUUUGCGGCUUCUCAGUGUCCCCCAGCCCAAGGUGCAGCUCCCUCCAAACCCUGAGCCCUGUCACCUCUGCAGAAACAGGCAGCCAGACAGGAAGAAGGGUUUCAUGCCAAUAAUUUAUUGAACGGAGGUCUGUACACAGGCAAACCUUACUGUGAAAACUAAGACACCAGGGGCUCUCCCUAGUCCCCUCCUUACAGGAUGGGGUGAGGGAGGAAGCCUUGGGAGCAGAAGACAGGAGGGGAAGUACAGCUGAGGGAGAGGGCACGUUGGAUG